AAGACACCUGAGGGUUAAAUUAGGGUUUUCACCUAUUGAAUUGAAUGAGAUUUGCUGGCCUGCAAAUGAAGCGUCUCACCUUCAUACCCACACACACCGUUAUAUAAUAGCAUGUGAAAGCUGCGAUCCGUUACCAGGAAAGCGAAGAUGCUUGCCCUUCACCUUCAUCAGCGACUGAAGAGCCUGCAUAACCCUCUUUUAAUCACCCUCUCAAAUCCCCCUUCAGGUCCAGGUUUCCACAGCAGUGAACAACCAAUGGCGGAUUGGGGCUUCAACACUGGAAUAGAGUCCUGCCACCACCACCGACGAUCCACGAUUUACUCUGCCCUUACUGACAGUCACCUAAGGAAAAAAACAACUUUGUUGGUCAAAGUUGUCAAGGCUUUAUUCUAAGUCAAAGAUUACGUUAAUUACCGAAAAAUGAGAGUUAUAACGUGGUUUCACCAAACUACAUGUUAACACACCAAUCUAACAUCAAUGAGAAGAUGAGAGCCAUGCUAAUGGACUGCCUUAUCGAGGUACCGUCAAAGACCUUUUCUUUAAUAACUACUAAAAAAAAUUUGAAAAUAACCAGGUGCACUAGAAAGAAGUUGCAACUGGUUGGUAUUGGUGGUGUUGAGUGGUGACUUGGUUGUGGUGGUGAAUGGCUACAACGCUGGAUUGAACACCGACGGAGCUUGAAAGUGAUUUUCUAAUUUAACUCGGUUUCAUCAGUUAUUCAUCAAUCGAAGUUAGCGGUUAGGGAAGAUCAAACGUAUUCCAGAGUUUACGUUUUUGUGUUAUAUGAAUCUGAUCGAAUGCCUUUUCUCAAACAAAAUCAUUAUACUCCGGUUAAGCUGUUGACCGUGUCGGCUGCGGUCUCUCACUUCUUUGAAGAACGAGGUGUUGACUGCUAACUGUUUGCGAAAACAUGCCAAUGGGAACUUCAAAUUUUGAUAUGAAAAAAGCUCUUGAGUCUUGAACGACAAGAAAUUCUUGUUCGCUUGGCCUGUUGCUCGACAGGAGCAUGGGAUGUUGUUACAGAGGCAAGAUUCAUUCAAGCAGAAGUUUGGAACCUUAGACGAUCAUAAUACCGACGGUCUACAGGAUUCUACUGAGGAUUUGUAGCCAAUUUGACUACUUAUGGGUUUCAAUGAAGAAAACAAAGCUAAGAAAGGAAUCCACAUAAACCCCAAGGGAUUUGCCAUUGGAGAUGGAAUCACUGAUUCAAUAUAAUGUGUACACUGAUUACGCGCUAGACAUGGGAAUAAUUAAGGAGUCUUCUACAUAAAAAACAUAGACAUGGGAAUAGUUAAGAAGUACUUGAGGCAUAUUUUAUAUUCUACAUAAGAUUUAUAUAUGUUUAAUAUGGAAAUUACAUAAAUGUACAACUUGAAAAGCAUAUUGUACAAUAACCUGCUGCACAAACAUAUAGGAAAUACAUGAGGCGUGUGCCUUAGGGUCAAUUUGUUGUCCAGAAAUCGCCUCAGGUGGGCUUUUUGAUAAAGCGUGAGAUGUCGAAAUCCAAGAGAGAUCCAGUAGGUAAAUCGUUCAAUUUGAUCAUAAUGACUAGCGUUUGGAUUGCUUUCAAGUAUUGUUCCAGACCUACAUGCAUUUGCAAUAUUAAAAAUUCACAUCUGAACUCAUAUUAUUCAUUUUUUUUGCUAAUUUAUUUAAUCAAGUUUUUAGGGUUUGUUUAAAGAUUUCAUAUUUGUUACAAGUAUUUAGCUUUGUAUGAAUUUGUGUUAAUCUGUCCGCAAAUAUGCAGUGACGUUGUCAAAAAAAAAAAAAAAAAAGAGGAAUGGAGCAUAAAGAGAACAUAGUGACCAGCUUUGAGAACAUGAGGAAUCUCAUGUUUAAGCAUCUCAGAGAGCAACUCAAAUCCACUAGCAGGAAUAGGCCCAUCUGUUAGAAGAUUAUGUGUUCAAGAAAAAGAGAUAAAUGGUGCGGAGAUUAAGGCAAGUUUUGUUGUCCAUCAGGAUGUUAAGAGGAAGAGCCACCGAUGUUACACUUGGAUGGUCAGUUGCUCAUGGCCCACCUUUUACAUUUGCAACUACACUAGAACAUGAGUAUGAAAGUGAUAUAUUUGGAGAAAGAGUAAAGCUAGAUGGCGAGAAGUUUGAUGAUCAAAGCCGAUGGGGCUGGUUUGCUGCCGAGCUCACCCGAGUUAAGAGUUCCCAAAUGAAAAUAGUUGAUGGCAAAUGUGUACACCCAAGUAAUCCGGUCAUGGGACUCGCUAUAACAGCAGCCGUGGCUAUGAUCCUUCUUCGUGUCGUCGUUAGAGUAGCCACGGGGAGUGGAUAUGCAUGUUGUCGAACUCGCCCUGAUGUACCUAAACUAAUACGAUAUUGCAUAUUUAUAGCCUGGCUCUUGUCUUUCGCAGCGGUUGGGCAGUUCAUUGCGGGUGCACAUCUUUGUAACCGAAAGGAUUUGCAACUGACACUCGCGGGUGAAUCAUGCUACGCAUUAAAACCUGGACUUUUCUCGACAGCUGCAAUAUGGGCUCUUGUGAGUAUGGGUUUGACCCUUUUCUAUUAUCUCGUAAUCGCUUCAGCUGAGAACGUACCGAAUAAGCCACCGGCCUCAGAGGUAGAGGCACCAUCGGUUACAAAGGACCACCAUUGCCUCCACAGAUGUAGUGAUGUCUAAAUGUACACAUAGUGAUAGUGAUGGUAAAAAUAAGUUGGAAAUUAUGUCUUGUUAGAACAAAACUGAUUCAAGAUGAUCAAAUAAGAUAGUAAGUAAGUUAGUUUUAUUAUGUAA
Molecule: messenger RNA, 2742 nt
Organism: Helianthus annuus (common sunflower)
Lineage: Eukaryota; Viridiplantae; Streptophyta; Magnoliopsida; Asterales; Asteraceae
Exons: 12
Coding region: 1921-2628 (235 amino acids)
Source: RefSeq, a predicted model, not a curated record